Archocentrus centrarchus (flier cichlid) is the source of this 2267-nucleotide messenger RNA. Its product is annotated as lysophospholipid acyltransferase LPCAT4-like. NCBI's taxonomy places the organism in Eukaryota, Metazoa, Chordata, Actinopteri, Cichliformes, Cichlidae. Gene Ontology annotation, cellular component: endoplasmic reticulum. Gene Ontology annotation, biological process: phosphatidylcholine acyl-chain remodeling. Bases 276 to 1814 code for a protein of 512 amino acids. The record is from RefSeq and is a predicted model, not a curated record. The transcript has 13 exons. Gene Ontology annotation, molecular function: lysophosphatidic acid acyltransferase activity; 1-acylglycerophosphocholine O-acyltransferase activity; calcium ion binding.
CUUUUAUAUCUUCUUUUUUUUUUUUUUUUCUUGUUUCUGCUUCUUUGUUACUGCGUUUGUUCGUUUGGCUGUGGCUAAGCUAGCAACAGCUAGCGCUCAGUUUCCAACUGCCGGGGAAACUUUUAAGGCUCCGCUGAAAAACGUCCCUGAGCACAGCCUGACCUCCUUUUUUCUCUCUCUCUCGGGCAUUUUUAGUUAAACUUUCAGCAGCAAAAGAGCAUGAAUCACUUUUAAAGCUUUUAUAGUUAGUAGAACCCGUCUGUUUUGCAUAUUCUAUGGAGAGCCACGGCAGUAGCAGCAGCAGGGACGGGGCUGAGCAAGAGUGCCCAAAUCCCUUCAUUCACGAACUGAAGCUCACGAAGGUGCAAUGGAUCAAGUGUAUUAUCCUGGGCUGCACCCUGCUCCCUUUACGUGUCAUCCUGGCUUCUGCCUUCAUGCUCAUCGCGUGGUUCGCUGCCUGGCUGCGAAUCGUUGGCCUGUCUGAGGAAGAACGCUCUAAACCCUUAAAAGGCUGGCGACUCUGGUUUUUCCACUCGAUCCUGUGGCUGCUGGGCCGCGCCGUGUUCUUCUGCGUGGGCUUCCACUGGGUUAAGGUGAAAGGUCGCAAGGCAGACGUGAAGGAGGCCCCGAUCAUGGUGGUGGCGCCCCACAGCAGCUACUUGGACAUGGUGAUUAUGUUUCCAGGCCAGGUGCCGUCAGUGGUGUCGCGGUCGGAGAACAAGAACCUGCCGGUCAUAGGAGCUCUACUGGAGUGCAGCCAGUCUAUAAUGGUGAGCAGGAAGGAUCCAAACUCGAGGAAAAGGGUCGUCUCUGAAGUGAGCCAGAGGGUGACUUCUAACGGAUACUGGCCUCAGAUGCUGAUGUUUCCUGAGGGAACCACAACUAACGGCCGCUGUUUGCUCAAAUUCAAGCACGGUGCUUUCGUUCCCGGCGUCCCCGUCCAACCCGUCGUGUUGCAUUACCCCAAUGAGCUGGAUACCGUUCGCUGGACGUACAAAGGAAGCAACUGGAUUCAGGUGCUGCUGUACACACUUUCACAGCUGUACACCAACAUCACUGUUGAGUUCCUGCCAGUUUACACCCCUUCUGAGGUGGAGAAGAAGGACCCCAACCUGUUUGCAAACAACGUUCAGAAACUCAUGGCCAGGGCCCUCGGAGUCCCCGCCUCAGACUAUGUGAUGGUGGGCCGGUGGCCUGUGCGUAAACUGGCCGAUCUCUAUGUGCCACUGGAGUCUCCUGCCAGAGAAACGGUGACGCUGCUGUACAAAAAAGGUUUGGGAGCAGAUGAGAUAGAAGCAGCGCUGGACCUGAUGAUUGAGAGGUGCCUCUCAGGAGCUAAGAACACAAAGGUCAGCGCAGAGGAGCUCGCCUCCAUCCUCGGGCUGACUGACAGAAACACAGCUGUCCACAUCUGUGGCCUCUACUCCAAGGAUAAAAUGGUGGACCUCAGAUGUAUCUACUUCAAUGUUGCAGCCCUUACUGGACAUGUUGACGUGAACUCUCUGCUUCACUUUGCUUUUAUUGUGUUUGACACAGAGAGCAAAGGCAGUCUGAGUAAAAAGGAGCUGACGGCGCUCAUGGGAGCGCUGCUGGGUGUUCCUCAGGACAGCACCGAGGAGCUCUACAGGACAGCCGCCGAUGAGGGCGAGCUCACCGAAGAGAAUCUGCUGCACGUGCUGACGACCAACACAACCUAUCAGAAAGUGACGAAGGAGUACCUGCAGCCUGAGCCCAUCAUUUCUGUGGCCAACGGGACGCCUGUGAACACCAGACACCUCCUCAACGGAUCCAUCGAGCGCAGCAAGUCCAAAUGAGGAUCUUUUCUCUGUAACCAGGUUUUCAAAGAGUUUUGCCUCCUCGAGUGCAUGAAGGUGGAGGAAGAUUGAAUCAGAAUAGAAUUAACGAAGGAUUGUGUUUUGAUCUUUUAAGUCUUUUUUUCUUUGCUGUUAUGUUUUGGAAAGUAUUACAUAUCUGUUUGCACCAACACUGAAAAGCCAAGAAAAACAAAAGCUCUAAGGUUGGUCUGAGUGAUGCUGCUGCGGCUCUCUGAGGUGUUUGUGUGAGGACGGCGCCUUCUGACUUUACCACUGUGCCAUUUUUUUUGUAUUUUUUUUUAAAUUACCAACUCACCCUUCUCUGUGCUGUUACUUUGUCGUUUAAGGGCAUAAAACAUCUUAUUUAUAACCUUUCCAUUCACACGUUUUAGGGACCUUUCUGUUGAUAAAGGGAUAAUCAUAAUGACACUUGCAAACAACCCUGGAAUACAG